This is a messenger RNA of Crotalus tigris (Tiger rattlesnake), 1578 nucleotides long. It is a transcript of the gene SULT1A2, whose product is annotated as sulfotransferase family 1A member 2. The transcript has 9 exons. Gene Ontology annotation, cellular component: cytoplasm. Gene Ontology annotation, biological process: sulfation. The record is from RefSeq and is a predicted model, not a curated record. Bases 163 to 1050 code for a protein of 295 amino acids. NCBI's taxonomy places the organism in Eukaryota, Metazoa, Chordata, Lepidosauria, Squamata, Viperidae. Gene Ontology annotation, molecular function: sulfotransferase activity.
CCCUAUUUGGCUGGAACAGAAAGAUUGAAUUCCAUUCCUCUUAAAUACUCAACAAUCAGUACAGGCUAAAGCUUCUCUGCUGCUCCACUUAUUUGCUUCUGCUCCAGUUCCCAAGCCAGAACCCACCAGGAGGCCAGACAGCUCCAUCCAAACCAGGCCAAAAUGAAGCCAGAACAAGAAGAGGCGCGGCCUCCAUUGGUCCCUGUUAAGGGGAUCCCCAUGAUAAAAUAUUUUGCAGAAGUCUACGAUGAAGUGGAAAGAUUUCAAGCACAUCCAGAUGAUUUACUGAUUUCUACGUACCCCAAGUCUGGUACCACCUGGAUCAGUGAGAUUGUAGACAUGAUCUACAAAGAAGGCAGUGUGGAAAAAUGCAGAGUUCAACCCAUCUACAUGCGAGUCCCUUUCUUGGAAUUUGCUGUACCUGAUGUCCCUACAGGCAUUGAGCUGCUCAAGGAAGUACCCCGUCCAUGUCUAAUUAAAACCCACCUUCCUGUCCAAAUGCUCCCCAAAUCCCUCUUGGAAAAGAAUUGCAAGAUUAUCUAUGUGGCCAGAAAUGCCAAAGAUGUGGCUGUCUCAUACUAUUACUUCUACCAAAUGGCAAAAGUGCACCCAAACCCUGGAACUUGGGAGGAAUUUCUGGAGAAGUUUAUGGACGGGAGUGUGUCUUUUGGAUCCUGGUAUGAUCAUGUCAAAGAUUGGUGGGACAUCACGAAGAAAUACAGGAUUCUGUACCUCUUCUAUGAAGACAUGAAAGAGGAUCCAGAACGGGAGAUUCAGAAGGUAAUGGAAUUCCUAGAGAGGCCAGUUGAUAAAAACUUAGUCAAGAAGAUUGCACACCACACCUCCUUUAAAGAGAUGAGCCAGAACCAAAUGGCUAAUUACAAAAGCAUUCCCACUUCAGUUAUGGAUCACACCAUCUCUCCUUUCAUGAGAAAAGGAGUUGCUGGUGACUGGAAGAACCAAUUCACAGUGGCACAAAAUGAGCGUUUUGAUGAGAAUUACAAGAUGCAAAUGAAAGGAACUACACUGCAGUUUCGAACAGAGAUAUAAUUGUCCUUUUUCUACUUGGUGAGGAUCUUCUUGUGUUACCUGUGAGAGCUGAGAGAUGGUAUGUAGAUGAAGAUCAAGACAAAUUGCCAUUGGGAUCCCAUCAAGAGAGGGAAAGACCUAGUUAACAUCAAAACCAUGCCAAGAACCAAAAUGAACUCCAACCUGCAUUUUUAUUUAUGAUGUUGCUACUUUUUAAUCAUUGAUCUCUUUCCAUGUGAUCCAAAAAUUCAAAGACAUUUAAGAACAUCUAGUUCUUAUAUUUGUGAAAGGGAUGUAGCUUGUUCCUUCCUUCCUUCCUUCCUUCCUUCCUUCCUUCCUUCCUUCCUUCCUUCCUUCCUUCCUUCCUUCCUUCCUUCCUUCCUUCCUUCCUUCCUUCCUCAAAAUGUCACUACUUCAUCUUUAGCUUCUUGGUGGAUUACUUGUAAAAAUAUAAAUGCUGGAAAGUAGUAGAUUGAUAACAUGCAGAUUUUGCAUUAAAAUUUAUGUUCCAGGUAAACAAUGCAGAAUAAAAGUCUCAUCUGAAACUGC